Molecule: messenger RNA, 3441 nt
Organism: Salvia miltiorrhiza (redroot sage)
Lineage: Eukaryota; Viridiplantae; Streptophyta; Magnoliopsida; Lamiales; Lamiaceae
Product: LRR receptor-like serine/threonine-protein kinase GSO1
Exons: 1
Coding region: 332-3241 (969 amino acids)
Molecular function (GO): protein binding
Source: RefSeq, a predicted model, not a curated record
ACUUAGGGUUACCCCCACCUAAUUUUUUGAAUUUUUCCAAACAUGGUCUAGUGGGUCUCUUCCAUAGCUCUUUCCCUACCUUUUAUCUUUUCUUCAUUCGCACCAUCUUAUCUUGUUUAACACAAUUGAAAAACAUGCUCCAUACUACUAUCAUUGUUUUAAGACAAACUAUGAAAAUAUCCCAACUUUUAGCAAAAUCUCCUAAAGUAAAAAAGUGAAUAAACACAACCUUAAACAAACAUUUCCUUCCUCAAAACCCAAACCAUGUAAACUAUAUAAUUUCCAACCAUUUCUCUCCUUCCAUCUUGAACCAAUCUUCAAAAUUCCCCAAAUGACAACAACACUUCAACUCUGGCCUCUAAUUCUUUCCCUUACAAUCCUCAUAUCUUUCCUGGAUCUCGAUCACCCCAGUCUCGUAUAUGCUACACCUGAUGAUUCACACUGGCUCCUCGAGAUAAAGUCCGAGUUCAUCGACCCUCUCGGAGCCCUCAACAGCUGGUUGCAAAAAACUAGCAUGUGCACAUGGAAUGGGAUCACAUGUGCAGAUGACAAAAACCACAUUCUAUCACUAAACCUCUCAAAUUCUGGCCUAAAUGGACCCAUCUCUCCGCACUUCUCAAAACUCUCCUUUCUUGAAACACUUGAUCUAUCUCUCAACUCCCUCUCUGGCCCUAUCCCUCCAGACAUAGGAAACCUCAUAAACCUAAAGGAACUGCUCCUCUUCUCGAACUCGAUCAGUGGCACAGUUCCUCCACAGAUUGCCCUUCUCAAACAGCUGCAAGUUCUCAGAAUCGGAGACAAUCUGCUCACGGGCCAAGUCCUACAAAAUAUCGGUGUUUUGUCCGAACUCAGAGUCUUAGGCCUUGCCUACUGCAACUUCAAUGGAAGCAUACCUAAAGAGAUUGGCAAUCUCAAGAAUCUGAUGUCUCUAGACCUGCAGCACAACAGCUUUGAUGGAGUGAUCCCUGAGGAGAUCAGUGGCUGCACGGGGCUUCGAAACUUUGCUGCAUCAAACAACAGAUUUGGAGGCGGGAUCCCCGCCUCCAUAGGCCUUCUUCCAUCACUGCAAAUCUUGAACUUGGCCAACAACAGCCUGUCCGAAGCAAUCCCUCCCGAGCUGAGCCAUUUGUCGAACUUGAAGUACUUGAACCUGCAGGGAAACGAGCUAGGAGGCGAAAUCCCAGUCGAGCUCAACAGACUAGUACACCUCGAGAUACUAGAUCUAUCUAGAAACAAUCUCUCAGGCAACAUAACCCUCCUCAACACAAAUCUGAGGAAUCUUGAAGUUCUAGUCCUGUCUGAGAAUUUCUUCACCGGCAUCCCUUCAAAUCUCUGCAUCAGAAACUCAAGCCUGCGCCAGCUCUUCCUAGCUGACAACAACAUAGCCGGUGGCUUCCCGGUGCAGCUACUAAACUGCUCGUCACUCCACCAACUAGACCUCUCCGGGAACACCAUAGGUGGGGCCCUCCCACCCGGCAUCGACAAAAUGCAGAGCCUCACCGAUCUCCUCCUCAACAACAACAGCUUCACAGGAAACAUCCCUCCUCAGAUAGGCAACAUGAGCAACUUAAACACUAUAUUCCUCUUUGCUAACAUGAUCACUGGCCGAAUCCCACCAGAAAUUGGGAAACUGCAGCAGCUCACAGCUCUAUACCUCUAUGACAACCAAAUGUCCGGCUCCAUCCCAAGAGAGCUAACAAACUGCUCGAGCUUAGCAGACCUAGAUUUCUUUGGAAACCGUUUCUCGGGCUCGAUUCCUCCCACCAUAGGCAAGCUCAAGAACCUAGUGAAUCUGCUGCUCAGACAGAAUGAACUCUCCGGCACAAUCCCAUCCAGUUUAGGCUACUGCAGGAAGCUUCAACGCUUAGUCUUGGCUGAUAACAAGCUGUCCGGAUCAAUCCCAUCGACGUUCGGAUUCCUCUCCGAGCUGUUUCUCAUCACUCUAUACAACAACUCAUUAUCAGGGCCAAUCCCAGAAUCUCUCCACCACCUCAAAAACCUCAGCAUUGUCAACUUUUCACAUAAUAGGCUCAGUGGCAGCAUUGCUCCUUUAAGUGUUUCUAAUUCUCUAACCAAAUUAGACUUAACCAACAACAGUUUCUCAGGCAGCAUUCCUUCAACAUUAUCCACAAACCUAAUCCGUCUCCGCCUCGCACAUAAUUCUCUCACCGGCAGCAUUCCCCUUCAGUUCAGCCAGAUGAAGCAGCUCCAACUUCUUGAUCUAUCCUUCAACAAUCUCACCGGCCAGCUUGGGACCGACCUCUCCGGCUUAACGAGCCUCGAGCACUUUCUCCUCAGCAACAAUCAGCUCUCCGGGCCUAUUCCGGUGUGGCUCGGGAGCAUAACAGAGCUAGGUGAGCUAGACCUCUCAUCAAACAGUUUCAGUGCAAAUAUACCGCCGGAAAUUGGGAAUUGCUCGAAAUUGCUCAAACUUUCUCUCCGAAGCAACAUGUUGUCGGGUCCGAUCCCACCAGAAAUUGGAAAGCUAAACCUCUUAAACGUCUUGAACCUCGAGAGAAACAAUCUCUCCGGUGGAAUCCCUCCCACGAUCCAGCAAUGCAGGAAGCUCUACGAGCUCAGGUUGUCGGAAAACGCCCUCUCCGGAGCAAUUCCGCCGGAGAUCGGCACGCUGGGAGAGCUUCAAGUCCUGUUAGACCUCAGCUUCAAUCAGUUAUCCGACGAAAUCCCUUCUUCGUUGGGGAAUUUGAUGAAGCUGGAAAGAUUGAAUCUCUCGUUCAACCAUCUAGAAGGUGAAAUUCCAACUUCGUUGGGAAAAUUGUCUAGUCUUCACAGACUCAACCUCUCGGGAAAUCAUCUACGCGGCCAAUUGCUAUCAAAAUUUGAGGGAUUUCCAUUAACUUCUUUUCUCGGCAAUGAUGGUUUGUGCGGCCCACCAUUGGCUAAUUGCUCGGAAUCAUCGCUGCGCGCGCUUACGGAAUCCCAAAUUGCUGGGAUCAUAGUGGCCAUUGUCUUCACCUCCACUCUGAUUUGUCUGUUCCUGAUGUAUAUCAUGCUUCGGAUAUGGUGGAAUUGGCGGAAGGUGGCGGUUUCUUGCUCGGAGAAGGGCGGAUUCGAGGGGAAGAAAGGGGGUGAGGAGGAUUGGGUUUAUGGAGAGGAGAUCGUUAAGAGCAGCGAUCAUCAGUUUUGGAACUCGAAUUCCAUGGCGUUGGUUACGUCGCAAUCGAAGCAGAUUUCGGAUACAACGCGGAUUCUUCAGUUCAAGUUAAGCGCGAAGAAGUGAUAAUUGAAGUUCAAGAGUGGUGAUUUUAAUUUGCUUCUUUUUUCUUGAUCUCAAUUUUUCGUUUUCUAGGGUUUUAUGUCUGCGAGAUUCAAUUCUUUCGAAGAUCUUAAUAAGGGUUUACUUUGGCAUGCAUGUGUAAGUGUAACGAGAAUGCAUAUACAUACUUCUUUCAUGGCGGAUACAGAUUUAUUUGCCUUUUA